This is a messenger RNA of Monoraphidium neglectum, 978 nucleotides long. Its product is annotated as TPR repeat protein oca3. Gene Ontology annotation, biological process: protein folding in endoplasmic reticulum. The coding region runs from base 1 to 978 and encodes 325 amino acids. The transcript is spliced from 7 exons. Gene Ontology annotation, molecular function: protein binding. NCBI's taxonomy places the organism in Eukaryota, Viridiplantae, Chlorophyta, Chlorophyceae, Sphaeropleales, Selenastraceae. The record is from RefSeq and is a predicted model, not a curated record. Gene Ontology annotation, cellular component: EMC complex.
AUGAGCGCAGAAGAGGAGCUUCAUGAAUUGCAGCAGAGGCUGCAGCAGUUCACAGCCUCCGUGGCCCCAAGAGAUGAUCUAAGGCAGUUCUUGAAGCUGUCACGCGACGCACGAGUGCCGAAUGCAGAGCUGGUGGCGCGUUAUGGGACGCAGCUGCUCAGCCACUACCGCAGAGGCUUGUCAGAGGAGGAAGUGUGGCUGCUGCACGAGCAGGUGGCAACGGCGGCGCUUGAGGUCGGCGCGACAGGCCUGGCGGCGGAGCUGAUCCGCGCUGUGCUGCGGCGCUUCCCGAAGGAGAGCAUGCGGGCGAAGCGGCUGCAGGGGAUGUUUUACGAGGCCCAGGGCAACCCAGAAAAGGCUGAGGGGUUCUACCACGAGAUCAUCAAGGAGCAGCCCAGCAACCAGACCAUCUCCAAGCGGCUGGUGGCGUGCUGCCGCACCAAGGGGGACCUGCCUGGCGCGGUGGAGUACCUGCGCACCUACCUUGACUACUGGAUGAACGACCGCUCCGCCUGGGAGGAGCUGGCGGACCUAUACCUGGAGGUGGGGCUGCCGCAGCAGCCACUGCUGCACCCAGGGGGCAGCGUGGAGGCGGGGGUGAUGGGGUUGUACCGCCAGGCGGCGUACUGCCUGGAGGAGCUCAUCACCAUGGCCCCCGGCGAGCCCAACCUGCACGUCCGCUACGCGGACGCGCUGCUCACCCUGGGGGGCGCCCCCAACGCCCGCACCGCGCGCGCGUACUACGCGAAGGCGGUGCAGCUGACGCGCGGCCGCAGCGCGCGCGCGCUGUACGGGCUCGCGGCGGCGGCGGCGGCGCUGCAGGGCCAGGCGGGGCAGUCCGACGCGGGCGCCAAGCCCGAGGCGCAGGAGCUGCCGCAGGCGGCGGGCGAGGCGCUGGUGCGGCUGUACCGGGAGCAGGCGCCGGGCAAGGUGCCGCUGGUGGAGGCGCUGCUGAGGCGGCAGGGCGUGCUGGUGUAA